GCCCCCACCAGGCGAGGCGGCCUGUCGCGUCGCCGUGCGUGCUCUUGUCCUCUUCGUCCUCGUCCUCGUCCGCAUCUUCUUCGUCCUCGUCUUCUUCUUCGUGUCCUCGUCGUCAUAGGGUCUGCCAGGGUAACGACGGUAGAUGUAAACACAGAAAGAGAAAGAGAGAGAGAGAAAGAGAGGACAAGAAGAUAAGAAAGAGAGUUGGGGGUCUCUCUCCGAGACGAGCGUCUCGUGAUUCGUCGGGCGAAGUAAAAGGGCGGGCGGAGGGGGUGGGGUUGGACGGAGGAAGGCAGAGAGAGAGAAAAAGAGAGAAAGAGAGAGAGAGAGAAAGAAAGAGAUAGAAAGAGAAAGAGAGAUAAAGAGAGAGAGAUUACAAGAGGCGCCGGGCAAGCAUCCCAGAACGGCCGUGUGCUCCGUUCGUCUCUGAAACACAGAGAGGAGAGAGUCGGGGCUCGAUCGAUCGAUCGGCUCGAUCGAGCGUCGAACAAUUAACGGCCAUCAAAUGCCCAUCUCGGGUACGCGUGGCGCGUAAAUCGCGGCGCGUAAAUCGUGGCACGCUCUUGCGACUGAACGGACACGCGCCUAUCCUCCUCCUCCUCCUCUUCCUCCUCCUCUUCCUUUUCCUCCUCCUCCUCCUUCCCUUCUCCUCUUCCUUUUCUUCCUCUUCCCCUUCUUUUUUACUUCAUCUUAUUUUUCUUCGCUUCGUCUUCGUCUUCAUCUUCGUCUUCAUCUUCGUCUUCGCCUUCGCCUUCAUCUUCGUCUUCGUCUUCACUUCCUCUUUAUUUCUUGUUCUCCAAAAAGUCACUCCCCUCUCCCCCACCACUUUCUUUCAUCAACUCCCUCUUUUCUCCUCUCUUCUUCUUCUCCUUUUUCUUUUUCUUUUUCUUUUUCUUCUUCUUCUUCUUCUUCUUUUUUUUCUUCCGUUUCCUUUACCUCCUUCCGCCUUCCAAAGUUUUUGGAAAACGCGCGAGUAAACUUUUCGUGGCCAGUGCCUUCGAGGACCUUCGACGGGCCGAAAUUUUUACUUCGGUCUUUACUCCCGUACGACGGCCCGUCGAUGUCCGUCGAUCGUUCUCCCAACCGAACGCGAUACUUCGUGAUUUUACAGAUCGAUAUAUUCGAUCGAUAUAACGAACGAUCCGUGGAUCGUCCUCGGCGUGUCAGUGUCUUAUCGUCGUCGUCGUCCUCGUCGUCUGACUUCUUGGGAAUAAAUCGGGACUCGUAAUCAAAGAGGACGAAGAGUAAGCUCGUUCUUCCGAGGUCGCCUUUCCUUCUUCUUCUUCUUCUUCUUCUUCUUCUUCUUCUUCUACUACUUCUUCUUCUUCAUUAUCGUCAUCUUCUUCUACCUCUACUUCUUCUUCUUCUUCUUCUUCUUCUUCUUCUUCUUCUUCUUCUUCUUCGCUAAAUCGUCUCCUUCGAUCGUCUCCUUUCGCUGUUUUAUAGCGUGGGUGUGACGUUAGAGAGCCUCGAGAUGUUACUCUCCGGUGCUUGGUUCGAGGCUAUAGCCGCUACACUUCUUGCAAUUUUAGUCUUGGCUACCAGCUAUCGACCACCAUGGUGGUUCUGGACCGGAAGUCAUCAGACCAGUGCCAUAUCGGAGGAGAAGGAUAGGAGGCCAUUUAAAACAGCUCGGGACGUGCCCGGUCCAUUCUCCUUACCUAUUCUUGGUACAAGAUGGAUAUUCUCCUGGAUCGGGUACUAUCGAAUGAACAAGAUUCACGAGGCUUACAAAGAUCUGAAUCGACGCUACGGAGGCUUGUGCAAGGAGGAGGCACUGUGGAACUGGCCGGUGAUAUCGGUAUUUUCUCGACGUGAUAUCGAGCAGAUCCUUAGGCGAGGUUCAAGGUAUCCUCUUCGUCCACCGCAAGAAGUCAUAUCGCACUAUCGACACUCGCGUCGUGAUCGUUACACUAAUCUCGGUCUUGUGAAUGAUUUUCAUAACUUUUCUAUGACACAACACAUAACACACAACACACAUAUACACGGAACACGCAAACGCACACACAGACAGGGCGAGACUUGGCAGAAGCUUCGUUCUGCUCUCACUCCGGAACUCACGGGAGCCAGCACGGUUCUCGGCUUUUUUCCUGCUCUAAAUAUCGUCUGUGACGGUUUCAUCGAGCUAAUACGAAAACGGAGAACCAUGUUUGGCAUCGCGGGAUUCGAAGAACUUGCCUAUAGAAUGGGACUCGAGAGUACCUGUACCUUGAUUCUGGGUCGGCAUCUUGGUUUCUUAAAGCCGGACUCGAGCGACACGCUUACUGCAAGAUUAGCGGAAGCAGUUAGGAUUCACUUCACGGCCUCGCGAGAUGCCUUUUAUGGAUUGCCGCUUUGGAAGGUGCUACCGACAUCUGCUUACAAACAACUGAUAGAGAGCGAGGACGCUAUUUACAACAUAAUUUCAGAAUUAAUGGAAACGACGAUGUACGAGAAAAGGAACGACGCUCGAGACGAAUCCGUGGAGGCUGUUUAUCAAUCGAUUUUACGACAGAAAUCAUUAGACAUAAGGGAUAAAAAGGCAGCCAUAGUGGACUUUAUUGCGGCCGGUAUACACACAUUGGGUAAUACUUUAGUUUUCCUUUUCCACAUGAUCGGAAGUAAUCCAGAAGUACAAGAAACUUUAUACGAAGAAACCUGUACAUUGGCACCGCGAGGUUGCGAUCUGACAGUCGAGGAUCUUCGAAAAGCACGUUAUUUACGUGCUUGCAUCAAUGAAGCGUUUAGGUUGGUACCAACGGCACCGUGUAUCGCAAGAAUUUUAGAUGAACCAAUAGAAUUGGACGGCUAUCAUCUCAACGCUGGGACGGUAGUUCUCUUGCAUACAUGGAUAGCUGGAUUAGACGAGAAUAACUUUAAGAAUGCGUCCAAAUGCGUGCCUGAAAGAUGGCUGAAGCCUAUGGUACCACAUUCGCCAUUACUGGUAGCGCCUUUCGGUGCUGGUCGAAGAAUCUGCCCGGGCAAACGCUUUGUGGAACUUGCUCUACAACUUAUCCUAGCGAAGAUCGUUCGAGAAUUCGAAAUCAUAGUAGACGAUAAACUCGAUCUACAGUUCGAGUUUAUUCUCGCCCCGAAAAGUCCGGUCUCACUCGGUUUUCGAGAUCGUCUGGAAGUGGUAUGAAAAGUGAUCGAACAAUUAGAAGACCAAACGCCUUGCCAAAUCGCGUUUUAAUCGUAUAAAUUUACGCGUACACGUUUAGAUAUAUAUAUAUAUAUAUAUAUAUAUAUAUAUAUAUAUAUAUAUAUAUAUAUGUAUGUAUGUAUAUCUAUAUACAUAUAUGUUAUACGUAUGUAUUGUAUAUUCAGCGCGAACAUCACGUUUAAGCAUUCGACGUUAAUCAUUUUCAUCGAUUGAUCUAUCGAGAAUCGUUUUUUCCAUUUUUUUUUUUUUUAUCUUUUUGCUAGCACGCAAUAUUUUUAACCUAUUGCACUCGACGAACAUUAUCAGUCAGUCUCAAUUUUAAAUAUCAACGUUUUCUUAGUGUUUCUCCUCUUUUUUUUGUUUUUUUCAACUGAAUGAAAUACGAAUUAACAAUAAUAACAAAAGACAAAGCGAGAAUACCAUCUCGAGUGCAAAAGGUUAAUUUCUAAGAGCAUUCUACUCGAACAUUAAAUUAUCUAUUAUACGGCUAAUUAGGAUCGUCUUAUUUUUUUCAAACAUUGACGUACAUAUGUAUGGUAUGUAUAUGAAUGUAAUGAUAUCAUAAUAAUUAAAAUUAUUUAGAAUCGUCGUUCAUCAUUCAUGUUAUUAAAUCGAAAUCGUUCAUUUUCUAUUAUUUUUUUUCUUUUCUUUUUUUUUUUCUAACAUUUCCAUUUGUUUUCUUCUCCUACUUCUGCUUCUUCUUCUUCUCCAUCUUAUUUUCUUUUCUUUCUUUUUGUUUCCUUUUUU
Vespa velutina is the source of this 3889-nucleotide messenger RNA. It is a transcript of the gene shd, whose product is annotated as ecdysone 20-monooxygenase. The record is from RefSeq and is a predicted model, not a curated record. Gene Ontology annotation, molecular function: heme binding; monooxygenase activity; iron ion binding. Bases 1475 to 3121 code for a protein of 548 amino acids. The transcript is spliced from 12 exons. Lineage: Eukaryota; Metazoa; Arthropoda; Insecta; Hymenoptera; Vespidae.